Molecule: messenger RNA, 2000 nt
Organism: Brassica napus (rape)
Lineage: Eukaryota; Viridiplantae; Streptophyta; Magnoliopsida; Brassicales; Brassicaceae
Product: putative F-box protein At2g02030
Exons: 1
Coding region: 439-1692 (417 amino acids)
Molecular function (GO): protein binding
Source: RefSeq, a predicted model, not a curated record
UAAUAAAUAUUCGUAAGAUGAUUAUACGCUGCGGACAAAACACCUAGUAUUUUAGUAUUAGUAAAAUAAUAUGGUCCAUUCUGAAAUAUUGAGCGCACGAAAUUAUAAUAAUGAUUUCUAAAAUUUGUUAUUGGAUUAUCAAUCAUGUAUUCCCAAUAAAUUAAUAAAUCAGUUUGACAAAACCGACAAUCCCUACAAAUAGCAUCAAAAUAAUGAUACUAAAAAGGACAAAACUAGAAUAAUUAUAAUCUGUUACAAAAGAAAAAUAAAAAAGGAAAAUCUAUUAAAAAUUGGAAUCCAUUAGGGUUUUGAAGACACAAACGAAAGCAAUAUAUAGUAGUACUUGGUCGUUGUCCUGAUCAGAAAGAGAAAGCAAAAGUAGAAGACAAAUCGUUUUAUAUAAUUUGCUUUGCUCUUAUAAAAGUAGAAGACAAAUCGAUGGAGGAGCAGCGAGGCCAUGAAAAGGAUAAAAUUGCUUCAUCGUUUUCCUCAGAAAGAGAAAGCAAAAGAGGAAGAAGAGAGGUGACCGAGAUAAUAAUCAACGAUGAUGCGUUGGAAGAGAUAAUGCUGAGGCUUCCGGUAAAAUCCCUUAUAAGUUUCCAAGCCGUGUCUAAACACUGGAGACGUAUGAUAACGCUUAACUCGUUCAGAGAGAGAUACAUGUUGCAUCAGAAAACCCUAGAACCAAAAUUUUUGUGUGUCUACGAUGAUAUAGACUGGUAUAAGGCAAGCUAUGCUCUAAAAGAGAUGAGGUUGGAGUGGUCUUCGGCAUGUCUAGUUGAAGUGGAAGAAGAAGAAGACUAUCAUAUUAGUAAUGAUGAGCAAGAGGAUGUGAUAGUUUCCAAGAGUCUGGAUGGUCUUUUCUGCUUCUAUGGACGUGCAAACUUUAAAAACCCAAUUAAAGUGAUGAACCCAUCCACUAGAUGGUCCUUGACGCUCCCUCUCGCCAGGAUUCAGCUAGUGCAUUCAGACAACAAGGUGGAGUUUUCUCAACCGGGAUUUGGAAGAGACUAUGUCACAGGAGCAUACAAACUAGUCUGGUUACAUAACAUUAAAGACAAGAACAUCUCAUCAUGUGAGGUUUUCGAUUUUGGAGUCAAGGAAUGGAGACAUGUGACUUCUCCUCCUUAUCAUCGGAUAGAUCACAACCAAGAAGCAACUUUUGCAAACGGAUGGCUUUACUGGUUCACCCAUGAAAAGACGAAGUUGAUUGCUUUCGAUCUUCACAUGGAGAUGUUUCAAGUCGUACCAAACCCAAUUAUUGACGCAUCAUCGUCAUCAUCAUCAUCAUCAUAUAUUAGUAUGCAUAUGUGCAGCCUAGACUAUGACCGUGGUCUUCUGAAUAUUUCCGUGACAAAUGGAGAUGGCAUGCAACACGUUUGGAGGGUCACUAACCACAACACAGGAGGGGUAUUGUUGAAAACGAACAAGAUCUUCUCCUUUGACUUGAACAAGAUUACCUCCACUUGGUUCGAAGAAACUCAUUAUAAAUCUUCGCUCCUCGGCCUUAUGGUAGUUUCGAAGAAAGGAAACAAGGUGAUGCUCGCAAAAUACGGUUCCGACAAGCUCCUUCUAUAUCAACCUCUAACCCCUAAUUCCAUUAUGAAUCGCAUCUUUUCGUAUUCUCCUUCUCGUCCAAGUGAUGACAGUGUAUUUCUUCAUUAUUUCCCAAGUUUAGCAUGUCCCUUAUGAAAUAAUUUAAUUUCUGUAAGUGGAUUUCAUUGUCAUUAUGCUCAAAUAAAUCUUGCUGUUGAAAUUAACUUAACAUUCUCUUAUUAUAUCAUUGCCUUUGGGAGAGAUACUAGCCGUUUCUCAAUCCUGUCCGAUUGUCUCAAUUGUACGUAGCACUACCAAGACUGUAGUAUUUUAUCGCUGCAAGUUUCAUACUUAAUUCCGAUGGCUUGAUCAUCUAUUAGUAUUCAUGCAAAGUAGAUCACUCUUGCCUCUUUGCCUGAAUCUAGCCUACCUGAAUCUAUAUUCUGUAUAUCCUUUCAACUGAC